CCAACAUCCUCUAAGAUGUUUAUAUGGACCAGUGGCCGGACCUCUUCAUCUUACAGACAUGAUGAGAAAAGAAACAUUUACCAAAAAAUCAGGGACCAUGACCUCCUGGACAAAAGGAAAACUGUCACAGCACUGAAAGCAGGAGAGGACCGGGCCAUUCUCCUGGGACUGGCCAUGAUGGUGUGCUCCAUCAUGAUGUACUUUCUGCUGGGAAUCACACUCCUGCGCUCAUACAUGCAGAGUGUGUGGACCGAGGAGGCUCAGUGCACCUUGCUGAAUGCAUCCAUCACGGAAACAUUCAACUGCUCCUUCAGCUGUGGUCCGGACUGCUGGAAACUCUCUCAGUACCCCUGUCUCCAGGUGUACGUUAACCUGACUUCUUCUGGAGAGAAGCUCCUUCUCUACCACACGGAAGAGACAAUGAAAAUCAAUCAGAAGUGCUCCUAUAUACCUAAGUGUGGAAAAAAUUUUGAAGAAUCCAUGUCCCUGGUGAAUGUUGUCAUGGAAAACUUCAGAAAGUACCAACACUUCUCCUGCUAUUCUGACCCGGAAGGAAACCAGAAGAGUGUCAUCCUAACCAAACUCUACAGUUCCAACGUGCUGUUCCAUUCACUCUUUUGGCCAACGUGUAUGAUGGCUGGGGGCGUGGCUAUCGUUGCCAUGGUGAAACUCACACAGUACCUCUCCCUGCUCUGUGAGAGGAUUCAACAGAUCAAUAGAUAA
This is a messenger RNA of Balaenoptera ricei (Rice's whale), 723 nucleotides long. RefSeq names its product potassium calcium-activated channel subfamily M regulatory beta subunit 2 (gene KCNMB2). NCBI's taxonomy places the organism in Eukaryota, Metazoa, Chordata, Mammalia, Artiodactyla, Balaenopteridae. Gene Ontology annotation, cellular component: membrane; voltage-gated potassium channel complex. Gene Ontology annotation, molecular function: potassium channel regulator activity; calcium-activated potassium channel activity. The record is from RefSeq and is a predicted model, not a curated record. Gene Ontology annotation, biological process: detection of calcium ion; potassium ion transport. The transcript has 4 exons. Bases 16 to 723 code for a protein of 235 amino acids.